AUGCAUCUGUCUCUUUUCUCCCUCUUCUCCCUGCUCUCUGCCUCAACACUAGCAACCGCAGCAUCCGCCGCCCGUCAUCUCACCAUCACCAUCCCUCCCUCGACCAUCCUCCCCAACCCGAACGUCCUUCCUGCCAAUACCCAUGCGACUCUCACUACUUUCACGAAGAACACAAACGACGACCACCAUUUCACUGCACCCCUCUCCCGCUCCGCAACCUUCAACUUCCACCACCUCCCCGCCUCCUCGCAGCCCGAAUCCUACCUCCUCGACAUCCGCUCCCCGGAGUAUGUGUUCGCUCCCCUUCGCGUCGACGUCGCUGCCGAUGGCUCUGUCUUGGGUAUCUGGGAGACCUUUCGCGGGAACCCGUGGGAUAACCGCGGCGCGGAGAAGUUCGUCUUCGAUGCGAGUGCUCCCCGCGGUGGUAACAGUGGAGCUGAAGAAGCUGUAAUGGUUGAGGCGAAGGUUCUGGCCCGGAGAGGCUUUUAUGAGGAGAGGUCGAAGUUCUCUCCCCUGGCUUUGUUCAAGAACCCCAUGAUCCUGAUGGCUUUGGUGGCUCUCGGUUUCACCUUUGGAAUGCCCAAGUUGAUGGAGAAUAUGGACCCCGAAAUGCGCGCCGAGUUCGAGAAACAGUCUCGCUCUUCUCCCAUCGGAGGCGCAACCAGAAGUGCUAUGGCUGGUGGCGGGGCUCCCGGGAACUUCGACCUGGCUGGCUGGAUGGCCGGUGCCACUCCUAGACCCGGUGCGUCUGGUGCAGAAGCUGCGACUGAGGGAGCGGCUGCUACAACGGGCCGGGAGGGCGGUGGUGCGUCGCGGAGAAGGGGUUGA
This is a messenger RNA of Aspergillus luchuensis, 828 nucleotides long. RefSeq lists its product as uncharacterized. Gene Ontology annotation, cellular component: EMC complex. The record is from RefSeq and is a predicted model, not a curated record. Lineage: Eukaryota; Fungi; Ascomycota; Eurotiomycetes; Eurotiales; Aspergillaceae. The transcript has 3 exons. Bases 1 to 828 code for a protein of 275 amino acids.